Hansenula anomala is the source of this 891-nucleotide messenger RNA. It is a transcript of the gene STE2, whose product is annotated as alpha-factor pheromone receptor STE2. Gene Ontology annotation, molecular function: mating-type factor pheromone receptor activity; pheromone binding. The transcript has a single exon. Gene Ontology annotation, cellular component: G protein-coupled receptor homodimeric complex; membrane. The record is from RefSeq and is a predicted model, not a curated record. The annotation marks the transcript as partial. Lineage: Eukaryota; Fungi; Ascomycota; Saccharomycetes; Phaffomycetales; Wickerhamomycetaceae. Gene Ontology annotation, biological process: G protein-coupled receptor signaling pathway.
AUCAUGAGUUUAGAUCUCCCUGCUGACUUCAAUCCAGCUUAUCAACUUCUCAAUUUUACCUCUGUUGAAGGUCCAAUAUCAACAACUUUUGCUGAUAUGGAUAGUUAUGUUCACACCAUACUAAGAGAUGCAAUGAUUUUCGGUGCGAGAAUUGGUGCUGGUGGGUUAGCUAUGAUUGCCUUGUGGUUAACUUCAAAUAAUAGAAAAACUCCAGUUUUCAUUCUUAAUCAACUUUCAUUAUUGUUUUUAGUGCUUCAUUCAGGGCUUUAUUUGAAUUAUUUAUUAGGUGGAUAUUCUAGUCUUGCUUAUAUUUUCACAGGAUUCUCAGAAUUUUUGAUUAAGCAACAGGCUUUGAAUGUUUAUGCUGUUACAAAUGUUUUACAAGUUCUAUUGACUGCUUCUAUUGAAGCUUCAAUGGUAUUUCAAGUAAGAACGAUCUUCAACCACCCAGAUGGUAAAAUGGUUGGCUAUCCAUUGAUUGGAUUAUCACUACUAGUUGCUUUAGCCACAACUGGAUUAUAUUUUUACAACUGUAUCAAAUCAAUCAUUGAUCUUUUCAACAAUCAUCACUCAGUUUAUGCCUUCAAUGCUCAAACUAUUCUUUUUGCUAGUUCAGUCAAUUUUAUGUCCUUGGUACUUGUUAGUAAGCUAGUUAUGGCCAUCAGAUCAAGAAGAUACUUGGGCUUGAAACAAUUUGAUAGUUUCCACAUCUUGUUAAUUAUGUCAACUCAAACAAUGAUUAUCCCAUCUAUAUUAACUAUUUUAAGUUAUGCCCUACCAUCAUUCAAAGCCGUUUCAUUACCUGCUGUUUCUGUUUUGUUGGUCACUUUAUCAUUGCCAUUGUCUUCAAUGUGGGCCGCUAGUGCCAACAAUGCACCAACUCCAACAUCU